AUGGUAUAUCCAAAAGAGGAAGAAUUAUUUGGAAUUUUUCCUGAUAUAUUACUUGAUGCUGAAAAUAAUUUAUCAAAUGAAAAAUUUGAAGAGCUUUGUGAAUCACUAAAAAAUGGUGUAAAAAAAGCUUGUGAUAGCAUUAAAAAGUGGUUAAAAUGCAGGACUCAAUUACCUUUAAUAAUUUGUUGCUUGGGUAGUAAUAAUGGUCCAAUGUUUGCUCAUGCUUUUUUUCUGGUGUUUUAUAAUCUUCAAAUAUCACAAACACCCUCCCCAAAAGAAAUUUCUUAUGUUGAAUCAUUAAAACAGCAUUUAGAAAAAGAAAAUUUAAACACCUUUGGUUUAAAAGAAGCUUUGCAAAUUCCAAUUUUUUUAGUGAAUUUCAUCAAUUUGUUGUAG
Molecule: messenger RNA, 396 nt
Organism: Entrophospora sp. SA101
Lineage: Eukaryota; Fungi; Glomeromycota; Glomeromycetes; Entrophosporales; Entrophosporaceae
Source: the annotation of a GenBank genome assembly